Cucurbita moschata (crookneck pumpkin) is the source of this 2459-nucleotide messenger RNA. Its product is annotated as zinc finger BED domain-containing protein RICESLEEPER 2-like. The record is from RefSeq and is a predicted model, not a curated record. Gene Ontology annotation, molecular function: DNA binding; protein dimerization activity. NCBI's taxonomy places the organism in Eukaryota, Viridiplantae, Streptophyta, Magnoliopsida, Cucurbitales, Cucurbitaceae. Bases 425 to 2401 code for a protein of 658 amino acids. The transcript is spliced from 3 exons.
AAAUUUGUUGUACUGCAACUGCAAGGGUAUAAUUGUAAUUUUACGUAAUAUUGCUUCGUUACUCUGACCUCCAUUGCGCGCGUUCUCCCUUCUUCGCUGCACCAUUAAUCGUUUCCCUCGUCGAUGUUUUACCGUGCACACCGCCUCUUUUCCCUCUCUUCCUCCUCACUCUCCCAUUUUCUCGCCGGAAAAUCAAACUGACCGCCGUUCCUCCUCCAUCGCUGGAAACCUCUGCGCAGUUCAGGCGAGGCCAUCCAUUCACUUGUUGUUAUCCAUUAUGUGUUUGGCUAUCCGAGAUCCAUAGGUUUUGAAUCGGUCUUGUCGACCCGGUCAAUUUUUGAUAUAUUCGGGUCGGAUAGUUUGCGGGUCCCGGCGGGAAAUCUCCACUACCGAUCCGCUUUUGGUGGAAAGUCUGGCUGAUGUAAUGGAUGUGCCGGAGGCAGUUAUAGUAAAAUCUAGCAGAUUGAAGUCCGUUGUGUGGAACGAUUUUGAUAGAAUAAAAAAGGGUGACACCUUUGUUGCUGUAUGUAGGCAUUGUAAGAAGAAACUGAGUGGAUCAAGUACCAGUGGGACUUCUCAUUUGAGGAAUCACUUAAUUAGGUGUCAGAGAAGAUCUAAUCAUGGUAUGUCUCAAUUUAUUUCAUCCAGGGAAAAGAAAAAGGAAGCAACAUUGGCUAUCACUAAUUAUGUUGAUCAGGGGCAGAAAAAAGAUGAUGUUCUAAAUCUUGUUAAUAUUAGAUUUGACCCAGAGCAAGUGAAAGACGAAACAAAUAAUACCCUGAAUUACAAUUUCGAUCAGCGACGAAGUCGAUUCGAUCUUGCCCGGAUGAUCAUCUUGCAUGGUUAUCCAUUGGGCAUGGUUGAGCAUGUUGGGUUUAGAGUAUUUGUUAAAAAUCUGCAUCCCCUGUUUGAACUUGUAUCAUGCAAUAGAGUUGAGAGUGAUUGUUUGGAAAUAUAUGUGAAAGAGAAACAAAAAGUAAACGAAUUAUUGGAUAAAUUGCCUGGUAAAAUCAGCCUCAGUGCUAAUAUGUGGACUGCCACAGAUCAUUUGGAAUCGUCAUAUCUGUGUCUAACAGCCCACUACAUUGAUGAGUCCUGGCAGUUAAAUAAGAAGGUUUUGAAUUUUAUGUUUGUUGAUCCUUCUCAUACUGAAGAUUUGCAUUCGGAUGCUAUCAUGACUUGUCUGAUGGAUUGGGAUAUUGAUAGGAAGUUGUUUUCAAUGACAUUUGAUUGUUCCUCUAACAGUGACUAUAUAUCAUUACGAAUCAGAGACAGACUAUCACAGAAUAGGUUUCUAUAUUGUAAUGGUCAAUUAUUUGAUGUUAGCUGUGCGAUAGAUCUUCUGAAUUUGAUGGCUCAAGAUGCUUUGGAAGCAUUAUGCGACAUUCUCCCUAAAAUUCGUGACAGUAUUCAAUGUAUUAAACAGUCUCGAGAAGUGCAAGCUAAGUUCAAUGAGAUGGCCGAGCAAGUUAAAGUUCAGAGCCAAAAGGGUCUGUCUGUGGACAAUCCAUCUCAGUGGAACUCGACUUAUGCGAUGCUCGGAGCAGCUAUAGAAUAUCGAGAAGCAUUUUCCCUUUUGCAGGAAAGUGACGUUGGCUACUCAGCAUGCCCAACUGAAGAGGAAUGGGGUAGGACCUGUGUGAUUACAGGCUUUCUGAAGUUCUUCUUUGAAGUGACUAAUAUUUUAACGAAGACCAACUUUCCUACUUCAAAUAUAUUUUUCCCUGAGCUAUGUGACGUACACUUGCAGCUGAUGGAAUGGUCCAAGAAUUCAGAUGAUUAUGUCAAGGCCUUGGCAUUCAAGAUGCGGACCAAGUUUGAAGAAUAUUGGGAUAAAUGUGGGUUGGCUCUAGCAGUUUCUGCCAUGUUAGAUCCUCGGUUCAAAAUGAAGCUUGUAGAGUACUAUUAUCCACAAAUAUAUGGCGCUGUUGCUGUACAGAGGAUUGAUGAUGUUGUGAACUGUGUGAAGGCGCUUUACAACGAACAUUCGAUCUGCUCGCCGUUAGCUUCAAUCGAUCAAGGUCUUGCCUGGCAAGUUGGUAGUAGUAGUUCAGGGAAGGAUGCAAGGGACAGGUUAAUGGGUUUUGACAAGUUUCUCCAUGAAUCCUCCCAGAGUGAAGGCAGUAAAUCAGAUCUGGACAAGUACCUAGAGGAGCCUUUGUUUCCUCGUAAUGUUGAUUUCAAUGUGUUGAACUGGUGGAAGGUUCACACUCCGAGAUAUCCGAUCUUGUCGAUGAUGGCUCGUAAUGUGUUGGGGAUUCCGAUGUCGAAAGUUGCAUCAGAUUGUGCAUUCAAGAGUGGAAGAAGGGUGGUUGAUCGAGAAUGGAGUUCGCUGAAACCAGCUACAAUUCAAGCCUUGGUAUGUUCACAGGAUUGGAUAAGGAGUGAACUAGAGAGCUAAUUCUGACACAUCACAGGUCUCUCUAUAUUUGUUCAUUUUUGUGCAUCUUCCCUCACUA